Penicillium odoratum is the source of this 1422-nucleotide messenger RNA. Its product is annotated as serine/threonine-protein phosphatase 2A activator. Gene Ontology annotation, molecular function: protein tyrosine phosphatase activator activity; peptidyl-prolyl cis-trans isomerase activity. Gene Ontology annotation, cellular component: cytoplasm; nucleus; protein phosphatase type 2A complex. The transcript has 3 exons. The record is from RefSeq and is a predicted model, not a curated record. The coding region runs from base 1 to 1422 and encodes 473 amino acids. Gene Ontology annotation, biological process: mitotic spindle organization. Lineage: Eukaryota; Fungi; Ascomycota; Eurotiomycetes; Eurotiales; Aspergillaceae.
AUGGAUCCGGUCGGUCGUUCUGUUCGUUUCCUGGCCAAAUUGGAUCCCUCAGAACCUCACAAUUUCAUCACACCAUGCAAGAAGAUCAACGAGUCGAAAGAUGUCUCGGUGUUCCUGGUCUCAAAAGCUUACACAGAUAUUAUGACAUUCACUUUUCAAUUAAAUCGUUCGAUGUUCCCUACGAAAUUACCGGACGGUGAAUCACAAGCAUGGCCUAUAGGAACAGAUGGCGUCCAGUUCUCCGCACCCAUUCGACAAUUGCAGGAAUUACUCUCCAAGCUCGAGGAUCUCAUACAAGAGGUUCCGCCAGACACUGGGCCUCGUCGAUUUGGAAACAUCAGCUUCCGUAAAUGGCAUGAACUUCUCGCCGAACGCGCAUCCGGUCUGUUAAGAGACUGCUUGCCCGCGGAGCUUUUGGACAUGCCUUCAGCAGACCCGGAGGGACCUACAGCGGAGGCAGAACUUACGGCAUACUUUCUCGGCAGCUGGGGAAGUGGGCAGCGGUUGGAUUAUGGUACUGGGCAUGAGCUGAGCUUUUUGGCAUUCUUGGCAGCGAUCUGGAAGCUUAAUGGGUUCCCAACCUCUGACCCGGGCGUUGAAGAGAGAGCCAUUGUUCUCGGAGUUCUUGAACCAUACCUUGAGCUUGUCCGGACUUUGAUCAAAACAUACACACUUGAACCGGCCGGAUCCCAUGGUGUAUGGGGACUUGAUGACCACUCCUUCCUUCCCUACAUUUUGGGCUCAGCCCAAUUCGCUCCAGCCAUAGAUGAGACGGACUUGACCCCAGAAGAAGGGUCAUUACCUGAUGCUCCUGACCCCGGUGGAGUCGCCAAGGCGACCAGCGUAGAGAGGGAGAGGAGAACCAAUUUGUAUUUUUCGGCCGUUGGAUUUAUCUAUGAUGUGAAAAAGGGACCAUUCUGGGAACACAGCCCUAUGCUAUAUGACAUCUCUGGCAUCAGAGCCGGAUGGGGCAAGAUUAAUAAGGGCAUGCUGAAAAUGUACGACGCUGAGGUUUUGUCAAAGUUCCCCGUUGUACAGCACUUUCCCUUUGGUUCUCUGUUCAGCUGGGCUCGUGACCCUAACGCAGUCGCACCCCCGACCACUGUCCACUCAACAUCUGGCCCACAAGCGCGACCCAAUGUGCCAGAUGUAGGUCCAUCGACGACGACCCGACCAAAUGUGGAUGCAGGCACAAGGGCACCCUGGGCGACUGCAGGAGCGGGUUCUCGUGUGCCUUCUAUGGGAUCUACAGCAGCGCCAUGGGCAGCUACACGAAGGGAUAUGCCUCCAUCUUCAAACACAGCUCUUCCUGACGCCUCUCGCUUACCCCCGGGCCCUAUGGCUCCUACCAGAGCCCCUUGGGCAGCCUCAAAAGCUCCUCCACCAGGUGAUGUGCCUACCAAGGCACCAUGGGCUAAAUAG